UUCGCAAUGCUUGUUUGCGCGUAAAUCGUUCCUAACGUCCGCAACUAAAAGAGGGAGAGCAUAUGAAAAAUAUAGCAUAUAUUUUAGUAUCACGACUAAAACAACGAAACUAACGAAAGUGGCCUAAAAUACUAAACUAACAGAUGCGGGGGAAAAAGGCCGAAUUGACUCUAAGCUCGUCGUGCGCUGUGUGUUGCUGCCACACGGGCCGAGGCCGAUUGUGCGGAAACUUUGUGCGGUCUAGUUUCUCGGGUGCAUCGUGCAGCCAUGGGUCUGGGCGACUACCCGCCGAGGAAUGGCUUCGAAAAAACCAUGAACGCUCUCUACGCCCUGUUCGACGCUCCAGUCACGUGGGUGCGAGAGAACAUUGUCCUGCCAAACCGGCAAGAGAGGCCCGACUACGUCUGGUACCACCGCAAGUACCGUAGGGUGCCCACCAUCGAUGAGUGCUACACGGAUGACCUGAUGUGCAAGUUUGAAGCCAACGAGCAGUACAAGCGAGACAGGGAGAUAGACAGCAAGAUCGUUCACCUGCUCAGUCGCCGCCGGGACGACUGCUACACGUACGAGUUGAAUGACCCGCAGAAGUGCGACGAGAUCGUCGCACAGUUCAAGGAGGCCGAGCUAAACUGGUUUAUCAAAUAUGGCGACUUGAGCUUCCACACCACUGUUGUGAAUGCCUUCAUGAAACAGAAGCACCGGCUCAUCGCCGAGAGGCGCAGAGCGCUAAAGGCUCAAGAGAACGGCGAGCUGCAGUGAGCGGACGCCUGGCACAUGUCGGCGCUAUUGCGUCUAUAGCGCGCAAGCGUACGCCAUUUUGUCCUCGAGUGUUAUAAAGUAGGGUGCCACUUCUAUUGAAUAAAAAGAAAACUCUUGAUGUCUA
Messenger RNA from Rhipicephalus microplus (southern cattle tick), 883 nucleotides. RefSeq names its product NADH dehydrogenase (ubiquinone) PDSW subunit (gene ND-PDSW). Lineage: Eukaryota; Metazoa; Arthropoda; Arachnida; Ixodida; Ixodidae. The record is from RefSeq and is a predicted model, not a curated record. Gene Ontology annotation, cellular component: respiratory chain complex I.